ACUAGGUGAACUGUAAUUUAAAAAUAAUUGUUAACUAAAAUGAUAGAGAUAUCAAUUUGAAAAAAGUGGCAACACUGUCUGUGUAUGUAAAAGUCCAAAAUGUCGAAGUUACGUUUUACGAUUACGAACAUCAAAGAUUCCAACAUAAAAGUUUCUUUUGUGGUAUAUUCUGUGGCAUAGCGCUGCAUGUCACUGUUGUACAUUGAAUUUUUGGCAGUACAAUAUAAACAUUUCCUCGAAGCAGAUUAAAAAUAUAUUAUAAAUACGCAGAAAAACUGUGUUGAAAGUUUAUACAAAAUGGAAUCGAGCAAAUCGGAAUCAACGCCAAAGCAAGCCAUGGUUUAUAUUUGCGGAGAAUGCCACCACGAUAAUGAAAUACGUCCCAGAGAUCCAAUCAGAUGCAGGGAGUGUGGUUACAGAAUUAUGUACAAGAAACGUACGAAAAGACUUGUCGUAUUCGAUGCGCGAUGACUCCAUUUGAUUUAAUUUAUAAUAAAUAUGAAUUACAGAAUUAAGAUUACAAUAUAAGGUCUAUAGUUUAGCAUAAUUAAUUUUCAUGAACGAAGGUUACGAUAAGCAAUAAAAAAAUACACAACGUUA
Megalopta genalis is the source of this 600-nucleotide messenger RNA. RefSeq names its product DNA-directed RNA polymerases I, II, and III subunit Rpb12 (gene Rpb12). NCBI's taxonomy places the organism in Eukaryota, Metazoa, Arthropoda, Insecta, Hymenoptera, Halictidae. Gene Ontology annotation, cellular component: RNA polymerase II, core complex; RNA polymerase III complex; RNA polymerase I complex. The record is from RefSeq and is a predicted model, not a curated record. Gene Ontology annotation, biological process: DNA-templated transcription. Gene Ontology annotation, molecular function: zinc ion binding; DNA binding.